This is a messenger RNA of Physella acuta, 1465 nucleotides long. RefSeq names its product piggyBac transposable element-derived protein 4. Lineage: Eukaryota; Metazoa; Mollusca; Gastropoda; Physidae. The record is from RefSeq and is a predicted model, not a curated record.
UACGUGCACAUGUGCUACAGAUCUUUGAAAGUGGUUGAUUUUUUUGUGUGUGAAAUUUGAGUGCAGAGAAAUGGCAGACUCUGGUGCUGGUUCUUCUAAACCAAGAACAAACCUGUUUGAUUUGUUUUUAAAUGAAGAAAGUGAUAGUGAAGAUGACUUUAAUAUUCCUCAUGUGAACUACGAUAGUAGUAGCAGUGAUGAUAGUGAUAGUUGCAGUGAAGAUGAAGUCAUUGAGGAUCAUGAGACACAUCAACUUUCUGUUGCUGAUAAAUUUGGCUGGCAAACUAUAGAUAUUGAACCCAACAGAUUGAGAACAGAUCCUGUUUUUACAGUUAGAAAUCCUCUAAGUUCAAAAAACAUUGAUCUUGCUGAAUGUACAGACCCUGUUCACUUUUUUUCUUUGUUAUUUGAUGAUGAAGUGAUGAACACUCUGUUGAAAGAAACCAACAGAUAUGCCCAACAGUUUCUGUCUACAGAAGCUGUUCGGGAAUGGAUUGCUAGGCAUCCUAGCAGCCGGUACAACAAGUGGCCAAUAAAUGGUAUAACCAUGGAUCAGCUUAAAAAAUAUUUAGGACUUCUACUGAACAUGGGAGUUGUAGCGAAAAAAAAGAUCAGUGAUUACUGGUCAACGAGACCUACACUGUCAACGCCCUUUUUCAACGACACAAUGAACUGCAACAUGUUUUUCCUGAUUCAUCGGAUGCUCCAUCUUAACAAUUUAGAAACUGAGAAGAAAAGAGGUGAAGACAAUUUUGAUCCCUGGAGUAAGAUUAGACCUUUCCUGGACAAAGUAAAUACUAUGUCUAAAAAGUACUACAUUCCUUCUAAAAACAUUUCCAUAGAUGAGUCGAUGAUUGGAAUGAAAAAUCGUUGUGUUUACAUUCAAUACAUGCCAAAUAAAAGGCAUGCACGAUUUGGCAUCAAAAAGUUUCAACUGUGUGACUCCAAUGGCUUCAUCAUGCACAUAGAGUUGUAUGGUGGUAAAGAUUUUGAUGUCAGACAUGAUGAAGGACAAGCUUUUGCCGUGGUUAGACAUCUGAUGGAAGAAUCGAAGCUACUAAAUAAGGGCUACCACCUCUACACAGAUAAUUUUUAUACUAAGCCUGCACUGGCAGAGUUUCUACUUGAAAAAAAAACAUUAUUAACUGGAACAGUAAGGGCUAAUUCCAGAAACAUCCCUGAAAACAAAUCUGCUAGACUACAAAUUGGAGAGGCCAGCUUUUGGCGAAAGGGUGAAAUGCUUUUUUUGUCCUUCAGAGAGAAGAAGUCACAGACUAAACCUGUAUAUGUCCUCUCUAUUCUGCUCACAAUGCAGUCAUAGAAGAUAGGACAAUUAAUGGAAAACAGAAGAGAAAACCACAGGCAAUUUUUGACUACAAUUCGUACAUGGGCGGAGUGGAUCUUAGUGACAAAAGAAUUUGCCACUAUGCGUCUGAAAGGUCCACUCGACGAUACUGGAAAAAGA